Molecule: messenger RNA, 1353 nt
Organism: Temnothorax curvispinosus
Lineage: Eukaryota; Metazoa; Arthropoda; Insecta; Hymenoptera; Formicidae
Product: myosin light chain kinase, smooth muscle-like
Biological process (GO): homophilic cell-cell adhesion
Cellular component (GO): plasma membrane
Source: RefSeq, a predicted model, not a curated record
UGGACGAUUCAAUGAGACCGCCACAGUUCACUCAAAAAUUGAAGAAUCUCACCAUCAAUGACGGCGAACAUUUGGAACUCACGGCCAAAGUCGACGGCGAUCCGGUGCCGCAAAUUACUUGGAGUAAAGACGGCAAGAUGUUGAGCUCGUCGGAGAUAAUUGAUCUCAAAUAUAAGAAUGGGGUGGCCACUCUCACGAUCAACGAGGUAUUCCCCGAGGACGAAGGCGAAUACGCAUGUCUCGCGACAAACAGCAUUGGCAGUGACACGACAUCCUGCAAGCCUGUAAAACCCGUGGAGAACGCUGCCAGAAAGAAACAGAGCGACGAAAAAUCGCCGAAGAUCGUCGACCACUUAACGAGCAGAUACGUGAAAGACGGCGAGGCUGUGACACUCGACUGCCGAAUAAUCGGCGCGAAGAAGUUCGACGUGGUGUGGCUGCACAACAAUAAGGAGAUCAAACCCAGCGAGGAUUUCCAAUACACUAGCGAGGUUAACAUCCACAAGCUAAUCAUCGCCGAGAUAUUCCCCGAGGACUCCGGCACUUACACGUGCGAAGCUUUCAACGACGCAAUAGAGAGCUACUCGUCGUGCACGUUAAGCGUACUCGCUCCAAACGAAGAGCCGAAAAGCCCAGCGUUCGCGACAUUCCCGCAGUCUGCAACAGUGAGUGAAGGCGAGUCGGUUACUUUCACGUGCAAGACUGAUACCGCGCCUUUGAAAGUGACUUGGUUGAAGGAUGGCAAGGCGAUCCCCGAGACAAGCAGCAGAUAUCACUUCAGCUCGGACGGCAGCACGUCCUUCGAGUUUGGCAUCAAGACGUGCACGGCCAGCGACGUCGGCCAAUAUUUAGCGCGUGCGAUCGGCCAGAAGGGUGAGACGAACUCGGCGUUCGCCCUCAACGUCGUCAAUCCCGGCGAGCUGUGAAAUCGAUCUUAAUACCGGGUUACACGCUUACACGUCGAUUAUCAUCGCGGUCGACGACCGAAUCGGAACAUCUCUAAUACAUUCUUCGCGGAGAAUACGUUUCUGGAUCACUUCGUGAAUAUUAAAGGGUACGCGUACACCUCGAUGAGUGGAUCUGUUUGUCUGAGAAUAGGUUCUACAAGAAGAGUGUAUUUUCCCCGCUCUCGUACGUGCUCUGUUCGUGGACGCCGUAACGAUCUCCGAGCGAUCGUUACCGCGUCUUCCACAUUCUGGCCUUUCUGCUUUCGCGAAAAUUAAUCGAAAUGCAUGCGAUGCGAGCGAAGAGUCGAGCCGGAGCAGCUCGGCCGCGGCGAAUAUUUUUUAGAGUGUAUGACGUCCUUGUACAAAAAAAAAGAGAGAACUGGAAGACUAAUAUUAAUCUCUCUUU